Molecule: messenger RNA, 1566 nt
Organism: Fusarium subglutinans
Lineage: Eukaryota; Fungi; Ascomycota; Sordariomycetes; Hypocreales; Nectriaceae
Exons: 2
Coding region: 1-1566 (521 amino acids)
Source: RefSeq, a predicted model, not a curated record
AUGUCUAUCGACCAGAGAGUCCAGAUUUGGCUCAGCAACGUCCAACAAUCCACCGACGACCCUUCGCCUACUCCCGAGCCAUACCUUGACGUCCCGCCGCCUAAUCCCAUGAAACGCCGUCGAGUCGAUUCACCACCUCGCGAGAUGAGACAGGAGCACAUGCCAUCACCCAACGAUCCGCUUUACGAGAUCAAGAAGAGAUGCUUCCUACUUCAAGCUGAACUCGACAGGAGGUACGCCGAACAGGAAAAAAAUGCUUUUCGAGCGCUCAAGAAACGGGCGACCAACAACAACCAAGUGUCCUCCUCCGAGCUGCAGCAUCAAUACUGUAACUUUAUCAGCUACAGUACAGGCAAGGUUGAACGACGGCUCAUCAGCAGAAGAGUCGAGCCGAUCCCGCAGCCUUUGUCAACACCAUCCCGCGUAACCUCUGCGACAGGUUUGGGGUCCUCCCAUUCGGCACGUCCACUCCGAUCGGAAGAAGUCAAGGUCGAACCCGACACUGAACCUGUAUCGUGGCCACGGCAAAUCAAACCCGAACCCGAUCUCGAACCUAUGCCUCCUGUGCAGAUCCCACGGGAUACAAGAGUCGAGCCCUUUAUCGAACCCCCACAGACAACGUUAACGACCCUCCUCAAUCAAAUCAACGACAUCUACGCCGGUCGCGGUAUUUUCCCACCCGAUUUCCAACCCAUCCUCGACCUCGCAAGGAAAUCAAAUAGCUAUAAAGACUGGACCUGGCUCCGAAAUGAUACUUCUAGUGAUAUCUUCUCUUCUCAGCGACGUGUGUUUGGUCGGGUGCCUGGUCUUGCUCAGGGCGGCAAGAUUAUGCACCAGGCAGCUCUAUGUGCUCAAUUUAACGCACCGCUGUCAGAGUGGAAUAUGGAGGUCAUACACAGGGCUCUUGAGGUGUCUUUGAGGGACGAGAAUGGCUUUGGACCUCAGCUCAUCGACUUUAGAUCCAGCGCGGGUGGUGAAAUCAUGCGCGAGUACCAUUCAGAUCUCGAUACCCCUCAGCCUCCCGAUUUCUGCGUCUAUGUAGAACCAGCCCGUGACAAGGACGCGGUCUUCCCCGUGCUCAUCAAGCAUAUACAGAAGAAACUUAAGAGGAAGAUCUUCAACCACAUCGACGUAUCGUCUCUCAAAGAGCAACCGAUAGCCUUCCACAUACACAAUCUACCGCACAACACGACCCUCGAGCUUCAACGUGUACGAACCGCCCUCGCCGCACAAUGGGCUUUUCUCAGGGACUUGGUGCGAUUGAGAGAGAUGGCCGAGAUUCUUCGCUAUGGCUGGCGGGGCGCGGAUCCUUCGGUGUAUGAGCUUCCCGUGUUCCUCCCGGGCGUCAUCAUCUAUAAACAUAACUGGUUCCUCAGCAUCUGGAAACAAGGCGAAAGGGAUGCGAGGUACUAUGGGAUUGGCGAUACGGCGACUUCGAUUGGUGUUUACAAGAUCAUUUGUUCGUUGCAAGUUCUGCAGAAUUGGAUUAAGAAUGAGUAUUGGCCUUGGAUGCGGCGCCUUCUUAUGGGCUGGCCUUUGGAUGGGGAUGGAAGGCCUAUGAUGUAA